AUGGACAGCCCGGAUAAGAAGAAAAAGAGGACCUUUUUUACGCUAAUUUUGAGGUACUUUCUUUCUAACCGAGAAAAGAAAAAGAAAAAUCACUUUCUCCCAAACCAAACAGUUAUUCCAAGACUUCACGUACACACACACAUAUUUAUAUAUAUACAUAUAUAUACACACACAUAUAACCCUUCUCAUUCACAUGAUCAUUUCAUUUCCCAUCUCUCUUGCUUCCUCCAGAUGGAAAGACACCACCAUCUACACGCCAUUCCACCAACAUCCCCAGCUCCCACCACCUUUGUACAAGCAGAUACUAACAGUUUCAGGGAUCUUGUUCAGCGACUCACCGGCUUAGCCACUGACUCCCACAAACUUCCCAGGCUCUCAUCCAAACCUUCUCUCUCCACCGCCGCCGCCGCUGACUCCACCGCUCCCCGACGCUCCACUUUCAAGCUCCAAGAACGGAGGCACUCCAUGCGCAAGCUCGAAAUCAAGCUCGGCUUGAUUUGUAAUGAUUCCCCAACUCGCCAAACUCACAACCCUGACUCACCCACUCCUAGUCCCGUCACCCCACUUGGAUCCGACUCACUCUUCUUCCACAGUCCCAGCAGCAAAUCACCCUCUUCUGAGGAGGAAAAAGCCAUCGCCGACAAGGGUUUUUACUUUCAUCCCUCCCCCUUGAAUACUCCCAGAAGUAGCCAGCCGCCGGAACUCUUGACUCUCUUUCCACUGAGUUCGCCCACAGAGAAAACUCGAGAUUGCUAGUCUUUUCACCCUUCAUGGAUUGGCUGCCACUACAAUAAAAGAGCUAUACAUGACUUGAUUGGGUUUCCGAUCUAUUUUUCUUUUUCCUGAUAUGAUGAUCGAUAGGUGUUUGUGUUGAUUAUAGGAUGGAUAUUUUCUUAGCCAUUGAUCUUGAUUGUAGAUGAUCAUAAAAUGGGUCAAUGCGUAAUUAUUAAUUAAUUUGUUUCCUCUAUCAAAUUGGUUUAAUGAAUUUGGUCUGUGUGUAAAACUGAUGCGGGAUAAUGAUUGGCAUCUAUUA
This is a messenger RNA of Carica papaya (papaya), 1033 nucleotides long. Its product is annotated as VQ motif-containing protein 33-like. The record is from RefSeq and is a predicted model, not a curated record. NCBI's taxonomy places the organism in Eukaryota, Viridiplantae, Streptophyta, Magnoliopsida, Brassicales, Caricaceae.